AUGGCAGCAGGCAACAAAGGUGAUGAGCAGAUGUCCGGCGACGGCAAGAAAACUCCGGCGGUGACACGGCCACAGCAGCCCUCUCCCGCUCCCCAGAAAUGCCCAAGAUGUGAUUCGCCAAACACCAAGUUUUGCUACUACAAUAACUACAGCCAAUCCCAACCAAGGUACUUGUGCAAGACGUGCAGAAGGUACUGGACUAAAGGAGGGGUGUUGCGCACCGUCCCCGUCGGCGGCAGCUGCCGGAGAACCAAGAAAAUUAUGAAAUCUUCCCUCGCUGCAAUUACUGAUCUCGGCGGACUGGGAUACCUUAACGGUGGUGUCUCUCCCCCCUUGGAUUUUAAUCUGCUGGGCGGGAUAAAAGUUCCCAGCUACAACACUUCAGCCGCCGCUCUUAUCAGCCAGUUAUCCGGCGCUCUUUUGGCUAUGCCGCCGACAAACCCUUGCUUCAGUCUCGACCCAUUACCGUGCUCCUCCAUUUCCAGUUCUUAUUUACUUGAUACUGGAAAUAGUGGUGCAUCUCAAGAACUGGGCAGCCUUGCACCCCUAAUCCAGCCGGUGGGCACUGUAAAUCAAGAUUUGCAGUGGAAUUUACAGCACAAGAAAAUGCUGGGUGUUCCUGCUGAUCUUGAGAACCAGAUUCAAAACCCACAACCCAUCCUCCUGUUUCAGAACCUGGAGAUUCCGACACCACCAUCGGAAUCGUCUUUUGGAAGUAGUUCAAGAAUCGCUGAAGCUACUGAAUGGCUCUUUGACGACGACCCAACUACUUUUGGAAAUGGGAGUGGAAACGCCGGAGACGACGACUGGGACGAUCUCAUUCAAGCUUGGGCCACCAACUUCAAUGAAUUCAGUGCUUUGCCAUAG
Messenger RNA from Ipomoea nil (Japanese morning glory), 867 nucleotides. Its product is annotated as dof zinc finger protein DOF5.7-like. Gene Ontology annotation, biological process: regulation of DNA-templated transcription. Gene Ontology annotation, molecular function: DNA binding; DNA-binding transcription factor activity. The record is from RefSeq and is a predicted model, not a curated record. The coding region runs from base 1 to 867 and encodes 288 amino acids. The transcript has a single exon. NCBI's taxonomy places the organism in Eukaryota, Viridiplantae, Streptophyta, Magnoliopsida, Solanales, Convolvulaceae.